CAGUAGCUCCAGCGGUGCGUCAGCCUGUAGCCAGGCCUCGCCUACGCCGGCCUCGGUCGGACUUUCGGAAGACGCGCGCCUAGCGCUACUGAGGCCCCUGCUGCGCGGGCGAGUGGCGCGCUCCCGCGGCGGGGCGGGGUCGGGCGGGGCAGGGGUCUGGGGCCGGCAAGGCGGGGCCGAGGUUGCGCUGGGCAGAUGCGCCGCCCGGCGGACGUGGCGCUCCCUGAAGACGUCAUCGCGCCGCGAGCUCCCCUUUGGGGCGCGCCGGAAGUCCCUGCGCGGGGCGGGGGGCGGUGCUGCGCCUACUUGGGUGGUUCUCGCGUGGCCGUCUUGCCACUUAGUGCCUUAGAUUCCAGCGAGCUACGCAAGCAAUCUUGGUCUAGCCGAGCUUUCUUCCCCAAAUCACGUAACCCUUGACCUUAUUCCCCCAAAGAACCGGCCUCCCGGGAAGGACCGCCCUGGCGGAGAAGACUCGAACGGCUCCCACCGCCGGGCGUUGGGGGAAAGGCUUGAGCCACCGCGCCCGGCCAGAACUCUUGACUGAUAGAAACGGAGGGUGUGUCCAAAGUUUUCAGGAGGGCCCAGUGGCUCUCCAAAACCUCUCCUCACUGCCUCGCCCAUUUCGCGUCAGCCACAACAAAUCAUCGUCAAUCUGUUCCAUCUUCUCCAGUCUGGUAGCAAAAAGGGGUGUCUCAGAAUCUCCGGCCUGUGAAACCGUGAGGGGAUUUGGCCAAGACGUUCUCUUCCUUCUGCCUCCCACCCAGCCACUCUUCACCUCCACCAUGAGCCUGGACAUCCAGUGUGAGCAGCUGAGUGACGCUAGGUGGGCCGAGCUCCUCCCCCUGCUCCAGCAGUGCCAAGUGGUCAGGCUGGACGACUGUGGCCUCACAGAGGCACGGUGCGGCGACAUCAGCUCGGCACUCCGAGUCAACCCUGCACUGACAGAACUCAGCCUGCGCAGCAAUGAGCUGGGUGAUGCCGGCGUGCACUGCGUGCUCCAGGGCCUGCAGAGCCCCUCCUGCAAGAUCCAGAAGCUGAGCCUCCAGAACUGCUACCUGACGGGGGCCGGCUGCGGGGUCCUGUCCGGCACGCUACGCUCCCUGCCCACGCUGCAGGAGCUGCACCUCAGCGACAACCUCUUGGGGGAUGCGGGCCUGCAGCUGCUCUGCGAGGGACUCCUGGACCCCCAGUGCCGCCUGGAAAAGCUGCAGCUUGAGUAUUGCAACCUCUCGGCUGCCAGCUGCGAGCCCCUGGCCUCCGUGCUCAGGGCCAAGCCGGACUUCAAGGAGCUCACGGUUAGCAACAACGACAUCAAUGAGGCCGGCGUCCGUGUGCUGUGCCAGGGCCUGAAGGAUUCCCCCUGCCAGCUGGAGGCGCUCAGGCUGGAGAGCUGUGGUAUCACGUCAAACAACUGCCGGGACCUGUGCAGCAUCGUGGCCUCUAAGGCCUCGCUGCGGGAGCUGGCCCUGGGCAGCAACAAGCUGGGUGAUGUGGGCAUUGCAGAGCUGUGCCCAGGGCUGCUGCACCCCAGCUCCAGCCUCAGGACCCUGUGGAUCUGGGAGUGUGGCAUCACCGCCAAGGGCUGCGCGGAUCUGUGCCGUGUCCUCAGGACCAAGGAGAGCCUGAAGGAGCUCAGCCUGGCUGGCAACGAGCUGGGGGACGAGGGUGCCCGGCUGCUGUGUGAGACGCUGCUGGAGCCCGGCUGCCAGCUGGAGUCACUGUGGGUGAAGUCCUGCAGCUUCACAGCCGCCUGUUGCUCCCACUUCAGCUCGGUGCUGACCCAGAAUAAGUUUCUCCUGGAGCUGCAGAUAAGCAACAACAGGCUGGGGGACGCGGGCGUGCAGGAACUCUGCAAGGGCUUGGGCCAGCCCGGCUCCGUGCUGCGGGUGCUCUGGCUUGGCGACUGUGAUAUGAGUGACAGCAGCUGCAGCAGCCUUGCCGCGACCCUGUUGGCCAACCAUAGCCUGCGCGAGCUGGACCUCAGCAACAACUGCCUGGGGGACGCCGGCGUCCUGCAGCUGGUGGAGAGUGUCCGGCAGCCGGGCUGCCUCCUGGAGCAGCUGGUCCUGUACGACAUUUACUGGUCCGAGGCGAUGGAGGACCGCCUGCAGGCCCUGGAGGAGGAGAAGCCAUCCCUGAGGGUCAUCUCCUGAGGCGCUUCCUGCCGCUGCUCUCCCUGGACGACCGGCUUCGAGGCACCCCUGGGGCUGACCAGCCCCUGCCAUGUCCUCGCCCUGCAUAUCCUAGGUUUGAAGAGAAACGCUCAGAUCUGCUUAUUUUUGCCAGUAUAUUUUGGACACUUUAUAAACCAUUAAAGCACUUUCUUGGCAGGA
This is a messenger RNA of Mandrillus leucophaeus (drill), 2333 nucleotides long. It is a transcript of the gene RNH1, whose product is annotated as ribonuclease/angiogenin inhibitor 1. Lineage: Eukaryota; Metazoa; Chordata; Mammalia; Primates; Cercopithecidae. Bases 783 to 2153 code for a protein of 456 amino acids. Gene Ontology annotation, biological process: positive regulation of inflammatory response. The record is from RefSeq and is a predicted model, not a curated record. Gene Ontology annotation, cellular component: cytoplasm. The transcript is spliced from 11 exons. Gene Ontology annotation, molecular function: protein binding.